UUUCGGCAACUCAUUUAUGAGACGUCAUGAUUAAGCAGUUUCACUUUUUAUUUUCAUUUCAGCAGCAACAUCUUUAGAAACAGGACGGGACGGGAAAUGAAACGAGAAAUUUGAUUUUCUUUCGUUUAUGUAGACUGUUGUAUAUGAAAUUAUUCCAAUUCAAUGAAAUUUUAAUAUUUCAUUUGUAAUUAAUACGUUACUGAAAAUUUUGAUUCUAAUUUGUAUUGACAAAGGAUUUCGUCAGUCUAAAUCUUUGUUACCAGAUAUCGCAAGUUAAAAAGAAAUUUUAAAACACCAAGCGUUAUUUGAGAAAUCACAAUUUUUUAAUUGGAAAAUGUCUGGGAAAAAUCCUGAAGAAUUGGCUACUGCCAUUUUGAAAACUAAAUCAAAGCCUAACAGAUUGUUAGUUGAAGAAGCUGUUAACGAUGAUAAUUCAGUGGUUGAUUUGUCACAGACUAAAAUGAAUGAGCUUCAGCUAUUCAGAGGGGAUACAAUUCUUUUGAAAGGAAAAAAGAGAAGAGAAACAGUUUGCAUUGUUUUGUCUAGUGAUACAGUUCCCAAUGAGAAAAUACGCAUGAACAGAUGUGUCCGAAAUAAUCUUAGAGUGAGACUUGGAGAUGUAGUUAAUAUUCAGCCAUGCCCAGAUGUGAAAUAUGGGAAAAGAGUUCAUGUAUUACCUAUUGAUGACACUGUUGAAGGAUUGACUGGGAGUUUGUUCGAUGUCUACUUAAAACCUUAUUUCCUGGAGGCAUACAGGCCCAUUCAUAAAGGUGAUCUCUUCAUUGUAAGAGGUGGGAUGAGAGCUGUUGAAUUUAAAGUGGUUGAAACUGAUCCUAGUCCUUAUUGCAUUGUUGCUCCUGAUACUGUCAUCCAUUGUGAGGGGGAUCCCAUUAAAAGAGAAGAGGAAGAAGAAACAUUAAAUGCAGUUGGUUAUGAUGAUGUUGGAGGAUGUAGAAAGCAGUUGGCUCAAAUUAAAGAGAUGGUUGAACUUCCUCUUCGUCAUCCCAGCCUUUUUAGUGCUAUUGGAGUAAAGCCUCCCAGAGGUAUUCUACUGUAUGGCCCCCCUGGAACUGGGAAAACUCUUAUUGCUAGAGCUGUAGCUAAUGAAACUGGUGCCUUUUUCUUCCUGAUAAACGGACCUGAAAUUAUGAGUAAGCUGGCUGGUGAAUCUGAAAGCAAUUUGAGAAAGGCUUUUGAAGAAGCUGAAAAAAAUGCUCCUGCGAUAAUUUUCAUUGAUGAACUUGAUGCUAUUGCACCUAAAAGAGAAAAGACGCAUGGUGAAGUUGAAAGACGUAUUGUAUCACAAUUAUUAACCUUGAUGGAUGGUCUCAAACAAAGAUCUCAUGUGAUUGUAAUGGCCGCUACCAACAGACCUAACAGCAUUGAUGCUGCUUUGAGACGUUUUGGACGUUUUGAUCGUGAGGUAGAUAUUGGCAUUCCUGAUGCCACUGGUCGAUUAGAAAUCCUGCGUAUUCACACUAAAAACAUGAAAUUAGCUGAGGAUGUUGAUCUUGAGAAGAUUGCUGCUGAAACUCAUGGUUUUGUUGGUUCAGAUUUAGCCGCUCUCUGUUCAGAAGCUGCACUGCAACAAAUUCGUGAGAAAAUGGAUCUUAUUGAUCUGGAAGAUGAACAAAUAGAUGCCGAAGUUCUCAAUUCAUUAGCUGUUACCAUGGACAACUUUAGAUGGGCGAUGGGCAAGAGCAGUCCAAGUGCUCUGCGUGAGACAGUUGUGGAAGUGCCCAGUGUCACUUGGGAAGACAUUGGUGGUUUGGAACCUGUAAAGAAAGAACUUCAAGAAAUGAUUCAGUAUCCAGUGGAGUAUCCUGACAAGUUCUUAAAAUUUGGAAUGACUCCAUCUCGAGGUGUGUUGUUUUAUGGUCCCCCUGGCUGUGGUAAAACUCUUUUAGCCAAAGCUAUUGCUAAUGAAUGCCAAGCAAACUUCAUUUCCAUUAAGGGUCCAGAGUUGUUAACCAUGUGGUUUGGAGAAUCAGAAGCUAAUGUCAGAGACAUCUUCGAUAAGGCUCGUGCUGCUGCACCUUGUGUUUUGUUCUUUGAUGAAUUAGAUUCCAUCGCAAAAGCAAGAGGUGGAAAUGUUGGUGAUGCAGGUGGAGCUGCUGACAGAGUAAUUAACCAAAUAUUGACUGAAAUGGAUGGUAUGAGUAGUAAAAAGAAUGUUUUCAUCAUUGGUGCUACAAACAGGCCCGACAUUAUUGAUCCAGCCAUCCUGAGACCUGGUCGAUUAGAUCAGCUUAUUUACAUUCCUCUUCCUGAUGAAAAAUCUAGAGAGAGUAUAUUAAAAGCCAAUUUAAGAAAAUCUCCUAUUGCAAAGGCUGUUGAACUCCCUUACAUAGCAAAAGUUACUCAAGGUUUCAGUGGUGCUGACUUGACUGAAGUAUGUCAAAGAGCUUGCAAAUUGGCUAUCAGAGAAUCCAUUGAAAUUGAAAUUAAGAAAGAAAAGGAACGUCCUGAAAAUGCUGGAGCUAUGGAAACUGAUGAUUUUGAUCCUGUGCCUGAAAUUAGAAAAGAUCACUUUGAAGAGGCUAUGAAAUUUGCCCGAAAAUCAGUUAGCGAUAAUGACAUUAGAAAGUAUGAAAUGUUUGCUCAGACACUACAACAAAGCAGAGGUUUUGGAACUAAUUUUAGGUUUCCUUCAUCUCAACCAUCCGCUGGCGGAAGUAACAAUCCUCCUCCUGCAUUCCAAGAAGAUGGGGAUGAUGAUUUGUACAGUUAAAAAGAACCUUCAGGUUUCUUAGCUACGCGUGAUGAUAUUCAAAAUUAUCUUAUCAUUAAUGAAGAGGCACUUUCUACUGCUGAACAUCACUUCUCUCAUAUUUCCUUUUUUUGUCAUGGAAGAACAUUAUUUUAUCUAUAUAGCAGAGGUACAUUUUUUAUUGUAUUUAAUUUAACUUGUUCAUUAUUGAGGUUACCAAAAUUAUUGAAAGGACUGUCGUAUUUGUCCCUAGGACAUGAAAUGGACUUUUGUAAGCUCUGCCCCUUUUUGAUUAUGUUGUGUCUUCGUGGCUUCUAAUAUUGUACGAAAUAAAGUUGUUUUCUAAUA
Messenger RNA from Parasteatoda tepidariorum (common house spider), 3058 nucleotides. RefSeq names its product Transitional endoplasmic reticulum ATPase TER94 (gene TER94). Gene Ontology annotation, biological process: mitotic spindle disassembly; retrograde protein transport, ER to cytosol; autophagosome maturation. The record is from RefSeq and is a predicted model, not a curated record. Gene Ontology annotation, molecular function: ATP hydrolysis activity; polyubiquitin modification-dependent protein binding; ATP binding. Gene Ontology annotation, cellular component: nucleus; VCP-NPL4-UFD1 AAA ATPase complex; cytosol. Lineage: Eukaryota; Metazoa; Arthropoda; Arachnida; Araneae; Theridiidae.